ACAUCACGCCAGACCGCAUAUCACGAUUUCUGAAUAAUCAUCGAUAACGGUCACUAAUCACCACAGAUAAUAUUUAGAGCAUUCUUGAAAAAACUCAGAAACAAAAUAUGUUAUCUGAUAUAAUUUCGUAAAAAUUUCAUUAAUAAACAAUCUUAAGAUACAGUACUCUUUUUUUAUUUAUUUAUUUUUUUUUUAUGUGCUCCUUAGAAAUCAACCCUGACAUGCCAAAACCAAGAAAAUUCAAAUAAACACUUAAUAAGAAGAUGAAAAAACUUCUUUUGAGGUUUUCAGAGGUUGAAAUAUCGACUUUCUUCAUCCAAUGAUCUGGAAUAUUCUUAUAAUAAUAAAGUUGAAAGUUUAUGGGCCGACAAACAGCUAAGGUAGCGCAUCUUUUGUUUUAAACUGCAGCCAUUUGAGCGCCUCGAUCUGGUUUCUGCCUUAAAUUUGUGUCACGUCGAUAUCCAGAAAUGCUAACCUCUCGUUGGUACAUCACCACAAACAUAGAUGUGUAGUCACAUUCACUCCCCCAGAGUACUCGAUAUUUCUUAUAUUAUAUAAGCGGGGGACUUAUUCUAGUAAUGAAUACAAAUUCUUAAACUAUCUCUGAAUAGAUCAAAAUAAAAACAAGAAUUCAAUUUUUGAUUGACGAAAAAUGAAAAUCAUUGACAUGCAAAAGAAUUGUUUCUACAUUAUUUAUCCUUAGACAGAAACUUACUAAGUAGUAAGAAUGACUCAGAAGCAAUGAUAUUCAGAAUUACCAUAAAAUGAUGGUAUAGCAUCUUUAACAUGGCGAAACGUUGGUGAAAAGGUACUUUGUAGCAGAUGAUAUCCGUUGCUAGGGGAUCUUCCAUUUAUGUUCUUCAUCGUCUUUAACUUCAAUACCAUUUUUGCCUACUGAGAUGGCACUUGCUAUUCACAUCUUUCUAUGUGUUCUCCUAUCUUCCUAUCCCUCCACCUAACCCUUUUCAUGGGAAUCAUCUUCUUCGACUCCAUUUUAUCAUCUUCCAAUUUAUCUUCGUCUUCUGAGUCCGUCUCAUUUUUUUCUUCGCCUUCUAGUUUUGAUAAAAACAGGCAUAUUCUUGUGCUUUUUUCCGCUUUAAUUCAGUUUAGGAUAUGGCAGAUAGCUGUAUUCUUGGAAUGUUAGAAGGUUUAGCGAUACCCCACAGUUUUAAUCCGUAUGUAGCAAUCGGUUUCAGUAGUGUCUUAUAAAGUGUAAGUUUGUUUUUUGUUGAUACGUGCGAUGUUCUUGAUAAUAAUUCGUACAGUUGUCCGAAGCGUCUGUUUAAUUAUUGUCUUUUAGUUAGUAUAUGUCCGAUCCAGGCUAGACGAGAGUCGAGACAGAACCCAUGGUAGCGUACACUGUUAGUUUGUGAGAUAGGAGUAUUAUUGAGAAAUAUUGUAUGAUGUAGUUGCUUCGGAGGGUAAAAGUAGUAUAGGUGCAUUUGUUUCCAUCUAUCUUAAGGCACAAGAAUUUGCUCCAUUCAGCUAUUCGCAACACGUGUGCCUGGAGCUCUUCCUAUGCGAUUGCAUGUCAGACAGAGGAUAGCACAGCUCUGUUGUUGGCAAAGGACGCUUGGAGAAUGGAAGUCAAGGUAUUUGCGGUAAAGAUGAGGUUCAAGAAGGACAUACUGCCCUGAAGCACUUCCGCUCCCAGAGGACAAUAUUCGGAGUAGUCCGAAUCUUGGCCAACUCGGCAAAAUCGUUUUGUUAGGUAGGCGCGAAGGAUUAGUACAAGGUCUUGGUUUUAAUUUGCACAAGAGAGUUUCAUGCCACAUGCGAUCAAAUUUUGUAACAUCAAGAAAGGUCCCCCCCCCGACGAUAUGUGGUCCACACGGCCAAGCACCUGCUUGGUUGUGGAAUGUUGAAGACGAAAUCUCGGGGAGAAGGUUGAAGGAGUUUAGUGUAGAGAUAGUUUGAGAACAAUCUUGUUAAAUAUUUUUUUAAAGAAAAGAAGUAGUAGGAAAGAGCUUUAUGGAUGUGUUUGUCGGGUUUUAUAAGAACGAUGUUCCAUUUAUAAAAAAAAGCCUUCGUCGAUCGGUCAGUACAACUAUUAUUCAACUGAAUACUCUUCAGUACUACAAAAGUUAAACCCUAAAAAUAUUGUUUAUAUUCAGUCCACCGGAUCAUAUUGUAGUUUCAAAUAAGAAACAAAGUCUUGUCUGAUUGCGUUCUUUGUGUCCGUUAGUACAAAGCAUUAAAAGUCCAAAUUACGAAACAAAUCAUUUACACUUUUUACUAUGAUCAUGGUAGUCUAUCGAUGAUCUAUCAACAAAAAAUUUUGUACAGAUGUUUAAAAACAACCCCCACACAAACACAAGCAAUAUCAUAUCAACCCUUGGGGUGCCGGUGUUUUUGAACAAAAAGCCCAUUUGUAAGUUGGUCGGGUUCGAAUGCUGGGCCACCGGAUUCGAACCCGGGACUUUUCCCUUACAAUGAUGAGCGCCCAAACAGUUGCUAUCACACCCCUGCGAUAUUUUUUUAAUGAUAAAGUAUUAAAAUACAUACAAAUGAUUAAUUAUACAAUUAAUGAUUAAUAUAAAAUAUAUAUUUAGCUCAGUCCUUAUAAGAUCAUCCUGCUUUAUUAAAAAAAUCUAGAAGAGUAGAGAUAUGUCAAAGGCUUUUAGAAGGUAAUUUAUUCACAAAAAUGCAUUUGCAAAAUUACACCAAGGUGAUAGUUAUGGUUCGUACUCUCGGGCUUCCUGUUGCGAAGAUAAUUUUUACAUGUUUAGAAUUUGAUCACUGGUACGGUAUAAAAGAUGGCUGGAACUCCGUUUUUGGCAGUCCUUUCUGAAGAAAAGAACAGACAACAUGAGUCUUUAUUCAGUUUACGCCUUCGCCCUCUCAGUUUUCUUACUGCUGACUGUCUCAGCUAUGGCACAUUCCAAACAGUCGAAAAACGCAGGUGAUAUGCACAAGAUGGUCAUACCGAGCAAUAAGAAGUUAAAAGUCCAGAACGAUGAUCCCGUCAAUUCAGAAAUGGAUGACUCGCUCCGCGAAUUUUGCCGUACUUUCGAAAAAUCGUACGAUAUGCAUGAUUUGAGAGGAGUGAGUGAACUGAGAAGUGCAUGUGAUGGCCAUUGUUCUAACUGCGCCAACUGCCCUCGAGGCUGCAGGGCUCUUGUGUCCCGGGGUUGCGCGCGUCUUUUCAAAAAUAAAUCUUCCGUGCUGAAAAUGCGUUCACCCCUUGAAGAAAAGUGCAUGAAAUUUCUCGAGUGAAGGCUAAACAUUCUCUAUUUACAUUAAUUUUUGUAUCUUUUCGCUUUAAUUUUUUAUUAACUGCUUUUUCCUAAAAAAAAAAAUCUUUGCUUAAUCAUUUUGUACGAAAUAUAGCAACUUAAUAAAUAAUAAAAACUGUCUCAGAA
Molecule: messenger RNA, 3362 nt
Organism: Cimex lectularius (bed bug)
Lineage: Eukaryota; Metazoa; Arthropoda; Insecta; Hemiptera; Cimicidae
Exons: 3
Coding region: 2809-3216 (135 amino acids)
Source: RefSeq, a predicted model, not a curated record